UUCAAUUCAUUGUUUGAAUUAAUUACAAUAUAUGAUAAUGAAUAAUAAACGAAGACAUUUUGCUGAAAAGCUUCUAUUGGGAUCAUAGUAGAUUAGAUGUUGUGGUAAACUACAGCUUAAAAUAGGCUUUGCCUCAUCAGGAGAACACCUGCAGUACAUCCUACACGUAACUAAGAAUACAUAAUUCAGGACAAUAUAGCAGUAGAAUACAUUACAGUAAUCUACAUUUGCUAAUAACUUUAAGAGCAGAAAAAAUGAAUGAGACAUCCACCGUAUAUAAACAACAAUGAAUCCGUUAUUUGUAAUUCUACGGGGCGCAACGUGAUGAAGCUCUCAUAAUUUUAUUUGUACUUAAUUGCAAUCAGAAAUUAACGGCGCACACCAAAAUCACGCUCACGUGCUAUUAGCUACCGAGCAAAUGUGUGUGGUAGUAGUCCAUAGCGGUAUCGAAGAUUCGAAGUCGAAUGUUGCGCAUGCGCCCGUGUAGCAAGUCCAUUUUAUGGGUUGCUUUGUUUUUUUUCUACCUCUGGAAUUUUGUUUGGUUGGUGGCGCUGUGCGCAUGCCUUAUGCUGAUGCCGGUUAUGGCGGCGGUGUGUAUGUUUCCAUGAGGCGGCUAGCAAGAGCCAUUCCCACGGACUGAGAGAGCAAAGAGAGACCGAGGCCAUGGCUGGCGUGUUCGACAUUGAUUUGGACCAGCCAGAGGAAAAUGUCUCCGACGACGAGCUCGACGAGGGGGCCCAGAUCAGCGAGUACAUGGACCAGUGCAGCGGGUUCGAAUUCAACAUGGACGACUGUGAGAAGUUUGAAAUAUCAGAAGACAGUGUUAACAAGGGAACGGAACAAAUCCGCCCGGAAUGCUUCGAGCUGCUGCGGGUCUUAGGAAAAGGAGGCUACGGCAAGGUUUUCCAAGUUCGAAAAGUGUCUGGAGCCACUUCGGGAAAAAUAUUUGCCAUGAAGGUCCUGAAGAAGGCCAUGAUCGUGCGGAACGCCAAGGACACGGCGCACACCAAGGCGGAGCGCAACAUCCUGGAGGAGGUGAAGCACCCGUUCAUCGUGGACCUCAUCUACGCCUUCCAGACCGGCGGCAAGUUGUACCUCAUCCUGGAGUACCUCAGCGGUGGUGAGCUGUUUAUGCAACUGGAGAGGGAAGGAAUCUUCAUGGAGGACACAGCUUGCUUCUAUCUGGCGGAGAUCUCCAUGGCCCUGGGGCACCUGCACCAGAAAGGCAUCAUCUACCGGGACCUCAAACCGGAAAACAUCAUGCUCAAUAACCACGGUCACGUGAAGCUGACGGACUUCGGACUGUGCAAAGAAUCGAUCCACGACGGCACGGUCACCCACACUUUCUGUGGUACCAUAGAGUACAUGGCUCCAGAGAUCCUCAUGAGGAGCGGACACAACCGGGCUGUGGACUGGUGGAGUCUGGGAGCCCUGAUGUACGACAUGCUGACAGGCGCACCUCCCUUCACUGGCGAGAAUCGAAAAAAGACCAUUGACAAAAUUUUAAAGUGCAAGUUGAACCUCCCACCCUACCUCACUCAAGAAGCCAGGGACCUUCUUAAAAAGCUGCUUAAAAGAAACGCCUCAUUGCGACUGGGGGCGGGACCAGGAGAUGCCACAGAAGUGCAGACCCACCUCUUCUUCAGACACAUUAACUGGGAAGACCUCCUCGCACGGAAAGUGGAGCCCCCUUUCAAACCUUUCCUACAAUCGGCGGACGACGUGAGCCAAUUCGACUCCAAGUUCACAAGCCAGACCCCCGUGGACAGCCCCGACGACUCCACGCUAAGCGAAAGUGCCAAUCAAGUCUUCCUGGGGUUUACCUACGUAGCUCCAUCCGUGCUGGAGAACGUCAAGGAGAAAUUCUCGUUCGAGCCAAAAAUACGGUCGCCGCGACGAUUUCUGGGAAGUCCGAGAACACCUGUCAGCCCCGUAAAGUUCGCGGGAGCCGACUGCUGGCCCCGCGGGGCCUCGCUGCUGGGGGCCCCCGCCCUGCAGUCCCCCACGGAGCUGGCCAUGGAGGUGUCCGGCGUGGAGCAGAUGGACGUCACCGCCAGCGCCGAGGCCUCCGCCCCCCUCCCCAUCAGGCAGCCCUCGGGCACCAACACGGGGUCCUUCAAGAAGCAGGCCUACCCCAUGCUCUCCAAGAGGCCCGAGCAUCUACGUAUGAAUCUAUGACGUUCGGCUGAACUUAGGCUUCGGUUUGUUUUGUCUAUUUUUUUUUUUCGUUUUUGUUUUUUAGGACAAUUACAGUUGGAAAAAACAAUAACUGAUCGCCAGCGCCACCAUUUCCUUCGACCAUGCACCCCCCCCCUCCGUUUGAUGAGCUUGUGUGCUGCAGUGGGCCGUAACGCCAAGGCGCUGGCCGAUGCAGUCGCCCACCAUUCUCCCGGGGGGGUGGGGGUGGGGGGUGGGGUGGGGGGGUAGUUUGAUUGGUUAGGACUGGGCCUGACCCCCCAAAUAGCUAAGAUGAAUUUCUACUAUUAUACCUUUGCAGUGCGUCAGGGUAAAUGUGCGAGCGCAAAAAAAAAAAGAAAAAAAGUUACCUAUUUCAGCAACAGCCGCUACAAAAAAAAAAAAAAAAAAACUCUUUGAUUGGCCAUUUGCUGCAGGCUGGCUAAACGUGACAUGGUGCUCCAGUAGAUCAAAUGCUGUUGAGGAACUGCUUCCGUGAAUGCUUUAAAAUAAUUUUCCAGUGUUACUCUGGGUGCAGCAUUGCUUUCCUGUUCAGAAUGACGUGACUUAAAUCAAUGUUAUCUGAGAGACUGUAACAGAACUGACGAGAGGGGAAAUGACUUUACUUAGCAGGGAUGCCGUAGUCAGUCUUAUAUAUCCGAGCGCUGCAAAAAAACGUGCAGCCGCAACACUAUUAAACCAAGGAAUCGAUAUAUAUGACAGCCUCAAUAAAACAAAAAACGAAAUGUGUACUUUUUAAUACGGUUUUCUUUUUAAUUUCAAUUUCUCGUGGUUUGAUUGCGGAGUUGUUUGAGUGCGUACGGUGAGGAACUCAGGUUUUACUUUGUUUGUCCAACCGUUGACAAGAGAACAGUUUCAUCGAUGGAAAAGCCACUAGGAAACUGACUUGGUCCUUCACCUGCAAGAUCUGUCAAUUGCCUCAAACCAUUAAAACACACUGAUUUAUGAAAGCAUCAAUGUAGUACUUAAAGCGUUGAAUGUAUUCUGGUUCCAAAUGCCUUUUGAGUAUCUGACACACCUUAUUUUUCUUUCUUUCUUUUCCUUUUCGCUUAACAGUAUUACAAAGUUUCACAAUCAACAGUGGUGCGUAUUGGGGAUUAGUCUAUAAAGGCCAGGUCACUCUAGGCCAGUGGUCUCCAACGCUGGUCCUGAAGAGCUACAGGGUCUGCUGGUUUUUGUUUUCACCUUAAAAUCAGCACCCAGUUGAGACCCAAGACACCAGGUGAGUUGAGUUAACUGUGUAAUCAACUGCUCUGAUUGAUUCACGAAGUGCGGAGUCACUAUGAAAACCAGCAGACCCAGUAGCUCUCCAGGACCAGGGUUGGAGACCACUGCUCUAGGCCCUGAUUCAACCUUGAUUCUUUGGUGUUGAUAUUACCAGUCUAACUGAGCAUGGGAUAGGAGCAGUGGGGAUGUGAGGCUUUCUUAUGCUUGAGUUAUGAGCCCCAAACUGUAAAGUGAAAAAAAAACAUUAACACUGCCUUAUGUAGUAAAAAAAAUCAUCGUGUAGAGAGCUAGGAAUGGCUACUUUCGUUAGCACGGUCACGGAAUGUCCUCCACGUUCGGAACUCGUCUUAAGCCUUCCAGCGCCGUGUUCCCACCGUCAGGCCGGCUAGGUCGGGCUGAAAACCCGAGCGGGUUCGCGCCUCGAGCCAGAGAACUCUGACCGAUGGCCCGUUUGUCUGUCCGUCUGUCCACUGCCAGUCCUCAGAGGGGCUGGCAUCUCUCGGAGUACCGCCCAUUCGAGGCCUCCUUGGUGUAGACGCCAUACGGCCACUAACAUAUGAAUUUUGAUACAAUGCUAGCUGUGAUAACCUUGCCCCUAGCUGUGACCACUCUCCUUUACCCCACUUGAUGACCAAGGUGGUUUGAAGGUGUAACGGUGUGGUCUACAGGCUCCAACUGGGCCGGAAGUGGAUGUGGCAAAGCGACACGGGCUGGAGUACGCUAGCUCGCCCGGAGUUAGCCUGACUGUGGGAAUGCAGCUAUUGAAGCUACUCUUAACUGUUUUCUGAACUGAGCCACAGGAACAAAGCCAUAACCCCCUCAUCCAAAAAAAAAAAAAGUAAAUCUGCUUAAAAAGAGGAGCUGCACUGCUUUUUACUGUCCGCUGCAGGGUGCAGCUCUUGGCUUGUUUUUGAUGAAAGCGAAUAGCAGUGGCGCUUUGGGGUGCUAGUUUUUUUUGUUUGUUUUUUUUGCUUGGCCCCUGGCAGAAAGGGCAUCUCGUUAGCCUUCUGAAAGUGCACCCAAGGGACUGUUGACCAAUUUCUGAAAUCGGCGCACCGCCGAGAACAAACCUGCAACAAUCCAGUCCUCUUGGCCUGAAGUAAGAGGUCAGGACUGAAAUCCUUCCGUUUACACUGAGUAGAAGAUGGCCAGCAAACAGCCGUGUAAUGUCAUUUCUGAGCGAAGAAGCGCGUUGCUUUCUGGCCAAAAGGGAUUUUUUUGCUCUUUCUUUAAAUUGGGAUUUCAGAAGAAAAUGUCAACAUGACACUUUGUGCAGUUUAAGGAAUUGUUUGAUCCAGUCCCGAAGAUUGCUUUGCACAAACCCUUUGGCAAUUCUGUGCAAUUCAAAUAUUAUAACAAGCCCACGAAUAAAUAAAGAGGACUAGUCCAAUAGAACAGUUGCAGCACUUUGUUUGAAUCACUUAGUGUUAUGUUGCGUGGCUCUGGCCCAUAGUUCUUGCUAGUUUUCAUGCAUAUUGGCUGUGGGGCGAGGAUAUAUCCGGUAUGCGUUGCUGCAAGAUAACAUUGUUCAACAGGGGUGAUAAAACGCAGAUUACCCACUGACUAAAUGAAACUUGUCAAGGCUUAUUGUUAGAACGUGUGGAAAUGGUACCAGACGUACGUAUGUUUUCACAUCAGUGGUGAUUGAUAUUUCAACGCCGCUACAUAUUGACUGACUUUCAGAACCUUUUCGAAAUCUUAAAUAUGGCUGAGCGUCUGCUCACCCCGGCCAUCUUGGUGCUGUCAAAGUUGAGACUAACAUUACUGUAGAGAGCAUGGUCAUUAAAUUAAAUGCAUUCCCUUUCCAUGGACAGGAGCCUCCGGUUCAUAUAGCUUGUGUGAAAUAUCAGUGCGCUCGGCGACCUUUGCUUGCGAAAUUGAGGAAGGUUUUUAUUUGUGGUUUGACUCUGUAUGGCUCCUGUUUUAUUCGGUCUUACCAUCACAACUUUGUAACCGGACCACUUUUGACCCAAAACCACGAUCCUGUAGAAUAAAUCCAAUUCAUUUCAUUUUUUGCCCCCAAUCCUCACACAAAGUUUUUUUUUUUUUGUGUUUGUGUGUGUGUGUGUGUGUGUAAAUUGUACAGCUGGCAAAAAUUGUUAUUAGAGACUUAGAUUUAACAGAACAGCAUACAAUGAACACAAGACUGAAGGGAAGAUCUCCAAUAAACUAAGAAUUUUGAUGGCUUACUCGUACACUUGGGAUUCCUGGCUUCCUUUCGGCAUGCGGGUGCUACGCAGGAUUUGAUGAAUGCUUCUGUCUGCUCAGACCAGUGCGCGUUUCACAGAAGGGUCUUCCCUGUGACUGAAUCUGUAGUACGUUUCGUCUUGGCCGAUUAAGUCUUUGGGAAUAGGGGACCGCUCGGUGUGGCUGGGACAUCUCUCGUGUUAUGGCUGAGAGCUGCAUCUCCCUAGCCUUCGGUGGUCAUUACGCGACCUUGGACGUACUGUAGGCCGCUCUGACACGCUCAACGGUCACCCUUCCCUUAUUUCCUCUUUUUUAAGAACUCCGGGCUCUUUAGGAUCUUAAAAAUUGCUCGCAAUUCUUACGUGAUUUUUACAGUUUUUUUUUUUUUUAAAGGAAAAAGAUUUAUUUAUUCAAGUGCCAUUCUAUUUUUUUUUUUUUUUCCACUUUCUGCAUCAAGCUCACUAUGCAAAUUUACCUGUGUUCGUUUGUCGCUCGCCCGAACGUCAACCGCUUGCAAAGGUGCCUGGUGAUUGGUUUCCCUUGAAGUGGCGUACCUUCUAGUUUUACUGAGCUAAAUCGCUUGAUAUUUUGUGUACAUACUUUUUUUUUUUUUUUACUCAAGUAUUUGAGGAUUAAAAACAUUUAUUUUUAAACUUCAACAACAGCAGCUAUUUUUUUUUUUUCUUUACAAACUUGUACAGUGUGUGUGCGCGCGUGCGUGAAGUUCUCAGUUUGUAAUAGUCUACGGAUAUAAGCAGCAUGAAAGCAGGACUGUAAACCUGACAAAAUCCCCCUGCUAAGAUGACACAAAGCUGUGGGCGGGGCUGUUGAGACCAUGUGACGAGUACUCCGAAUCGGGACAGCGGAUUCUCCCCGCGUCGUGCAGGUGACAUCCCCCCCGAAAGCCGCCCCCUAAUUGCUGAAAGUCAAAAACGGUUUUAAUUAUUGAUGCAAAAAUGGAUGGGUCUGUGCCUUUUUAAAUUGCAGUUCCUUUAUUUGCAAUGUAUGGAUUGACACGGUGAGCAAGGAAGUCGGCCUAGCUCUUCUUCCUGCUACCCUGGUGUCUGAACGACGGCCCCAAGUGCUUUUCUGUGUCUGUACUACUUGAUACUGAAAUGAUUUUUUGUGCAGGAAGCCGAGUAAUUCUUCUUUUCCCCCCAAUUUUCAGUCAGAUUCAGGCAGGUAUUCAUUCAUUGUUGAACUUUUCACCUUAAUUAGAUAUUUUUCAUCAAACUGUGCUUGAAUGUUUCGAGUGUCAUGGAAAUUGGUGUGGCUUAGAUGAAAAUGGUAAGAAUUGUUAAAUUUGAUCUUGGAUUUUUUUUAAAUGUGACAGAAUACACGGCACAUAAAUGGACUGGUCUCUGUUUUAAUAGGCCGUGGAUGACACAGGCCUUUUUCCAGAGUACAUUCUGCAUAUCAUGUCUAUCUUAAAUAUCAUUUAUAAAUCUUUCCAUUUGUUCUGUAGUAGCAAGUUAAGACUUGUACAGAAAUUAAAGGCUUUAUAGUUUUAAAUACUGAGAAAGUUUUAGCUGUCUGUUUUACAGUACUAAAUGUAAUUCUUAAAUUGCAACCAAAACAGGGUUAAGGCCCCAUGAAUGCAAAACUUAAAUAGUCUUCUAGUAGCCAUUGCUCAAGAAUGGCCAAAGGGAAUACUGACUUGAGGUAAACGGUGUUAUUUUUGGCUGUUACUUCGUGCAAUGCAUUUGCUUAGCCAACGUGCAUCCUGUCAUCUCAAGUAUUGUUAAAUUCCAGUGUAUCAAAGGCUGGUUCAUAUCCAGCGCAAGUAUUCACACUGGCUUUUAAUUUAGGAUCAAUUGCACACUUUACAAUUAAAUAAUUUAACCAUACUUCAUGAAAGACUGUAAAUAGCUGUCAAGUUUGACGCAAAUUAUGGAUUUGAAACCAUCCUCGAUAAUUUAGGCUAGUUAGUGAAUUCAUUGAAAUUUUUGCCCCUCAUUUGGAAGUGUGAAUGGUGACUUAACUGUGGAUGGAUCUCAUUUUGAAUUUAAGUUGUUCGUUUUGGGAAUACAUCUUAAUUCUGUACAUAGUGUAGUGGUAGCCGAACCGAUGCCCCUCAGUUGCAGAAUUAUGCAUUAUAUUUCAGAAACCACAAUGAAUAUUUAAAGCCAAAUGGUUCUUUUGGAACAGUGAUAAAAAUGGGGGUGGGGCUGUGCAGGGAGUUACUUUGUCAUAGCGGAAUUCUUGAAAAUGCAGUUGGGAUUCUUUUUUUUUGUGUUAACGGCUAUUCUAAGCAUUGCUGUAGGAGCAGGUUAGGCGAUAACCAUGUUAACAUAGGGCAAGGACGGCAGUCAUCUUAACGCUUUUUCAUUUUGUGUCCAUCUGCGCCUGGUUUUAAAAGUGAAUGGCUGUAAAUAGUUGAAUGAUAUUAAAGUCUGUUCAUUGCUAGCUCA
Messenger RNA from Anguilla rostrata (American eel), 8021 nucleotides. RefSeq names its product ribosomal protein S6 kinase b, polypeptide 1a (gene rps6kb1a). Bases 664 to 2178 code for a protein of 504 amino acids. Lineage: Eukaryota; Metazoa; Chordata; Actinopteri; Anguilliformes; Anguillidae. The record is from RefSeq and is a predicted model, not a curated record. Gene Ontology annotation, biological process: signal transduction; peptidyl-serine phosphorylation. The transcript has 15 exons. Gene Ontology annotation, molecular function: protein serine/threonine kinase activity; ATP binding.